Molecule: messenger RNA, 1230 nt
Organism: Rhodotorula toruloides NP11
Lineage: Eukaryota; Fungi; Basidiomycota; Microbotryomycetes; Sporidiobolales; Sporidiobolaceae
Product: metallo-beta-lactamase domain containing protein
Exons: 4
Coding region: 1-1230 (409 amino acids)
Source: RefSeq, a predicted model, not a curated record
AUGUACCGCUAUCCCGACGCGAGCGGCUACGACACUCCCACCGCUUCUCCCUCACCAUCCCCUCCUCCCGCCCGCUCCCCCUCAAAACCCCACGAGCUUCUCUUCCUCGGCACAGCUUGCUCCUCCGCUUUGCCCAACAUCGUUUGUACGACAGACCCCGUCAACGGCUGCGACGCAUGCCUCGAUACGGUCGGGAAUCCGGGGAGUAAGAACAUUCGCGGGAACACGGGUUGUGUCUUGAGGGUGCCGCGUGGAGAGGGACAGGAGGAGCUGACCAUCCUCAUCGACUGCGGCAAGACGUUCCGCGAGCAGGCGCUCAAGUUCUUCCCCCAGCACGGGCUGCGCAAGAUCGACGCAUGUAUCCUCACUCACCACCACGCCGACGCGAUUGACGGCCUCGACGACCUCCGCAUAUGGACCUACGACUCUGCCAUCGAGCGGACCAUCCCGAUCUACUGCACGCGCACAACCUACGACCAAAUCGCCUCCUCCUUCACCUACAUGGUCUCGAAAGCGGCCGCCUCGGGCUCAGGCGCCCUCCCCUCGUUCGACUGGCACAUCAUGCGCGAGGACGAGGAAUGGGACGUCUGUGGCGUCAAGAUUGUGCCCGUGCCCGUCGAGCAUGGACACUAUUUCGACCACAAGAAGGGUCCACAGCGGCCGCUCAUCGCGCUCGGGUUUCUGAUCGACUCGACGGUGUUGUACCUGUCCGACGUCAGCCGGGUCCCCGCAGCGCAAAUCGCCCGGCUCGCCACCUACGUCUCCCUCCCCUCCUCCUCUUUCACCCCCUCCUCUCGCCUCCUCCCACCCCUCGACACCCUAAUAAUCGAUACCUGCUCCCUCUUCUCCCCCCACCCGCGCUCACACUUCACGCUCGCCCAAUCGCUCGCGCUCUCUGCCCGCUUGGGAGCGAGGAAGACCUACCUCACCGACCUCCCGCACGGGAUCUCACACGCUGCGUGGGUUGAAUGGGCUACCGAGUUCUCUUCCCACGGAGCAGGUCCAGCGCUGAGCGAGCCCGAGACGGACGCCCUCCUCUCCCUCUCGGAGAAAGACCCCUCUCCCCGCUCCUUCACGCGCGCCGCAAACGCUUUCGUCGCCUCCUACGCAGCAGAGACAGGUGAAGAAGCGGUAGCGGAGGGAAGGUGGGUGAGGCCGGCGUUCGAUGGGCUGGUUUUGAGCUGGGAUGGGCAGCGAGGGGGGAGGGUUUGCGAUAGUACGUACGAGUAG